ACCACAUAAAUAUAUUGUGUGAAUUAAACCCAACAUGUUCACAUUGUUCAGUUUGUUUUUCUCUCUUAUUUUAGAUUUCUGUUAUCUGACUCUGGAUCCCAACACGGCACAUCGUCUCCUCAUUCUGUCUGAGAAGAACAGAGCAGUGACAAACACUGAGAUAAAGCAGCGUUACUCUGAACAUCCAGAGAGAUUUGGUUACUACUGGUGUCAGGUGUUUUGUAAGGAGAGUGUGUGUGGACGCUGUUACUGGGAGGUGGAGUGGAGCGGUGAUGGUGUGUCCAUAUCAGUCUCAUAUAAAGACAUCAGAAGGAAAGGAUGGAGUAAUGAGUGUGUGUUUGGACGCAACAGUCAGUCCUGGAGUCUGUGGUGUUGUUCUUCUUCUUCUCUCUCUUUCUGGCACAACAACAUUGAGACUGAUCUCAGAGUUCCAUCAGCCUCCAGAAUAGGAGUGUAUGUGGAUCACAGUGCAGGAACUCUGUCCUUCUACAGCGUCUCUGACACGAUGAAGCUCCUCCACAGAGUCCACACCACAUUCACUCAGCCUCUAUACGCUGGGUUUGGGCCCGACUGGUCUCCUGGCUCUACAGCGAGAUUGUGUGAUCCAGAAUAAAAGUGUGUAGUGUACAGUAGGUACAUUCAGUCCGUCUCUCUUUAAGAAACUACUUUUCCCAUCAGCCCACUUCCGCGUUGACCUGCGUCACGCUGGGGCGGGAUCACCAACAUCACGUCCUCCAUGAAGGCAUAAAUAACGGAACAAACUUCUGCUCUUCCUCUUUCCGUCUCGGGACCAGCGGUCUGCAGACACAAAGAGGCUGCUCGCUCCGCGAGCAAACUCAAAAACACCUCUUUCUUGCAAGAUCCACGAUUUAGCGCGAUUUCUUUCUUACCCUUGGCCAAGGUAGACUCCAGAGUCGCACGAUUUUUAAACUCAACUUGAGUUACAACCGGUUUAUUUGUAUUAGAAGUGAUGUCACGACUGCCGCCCAAGCAGUUUAAUUCAAAGUUAUAGGAAAGCGGCUAGACCCUUUCUUUUUCUUAACUGAAGCGCUGUGUACAUUGUUCUACAAAGAUUUUCUUCCCACAAGCUACGAAGCGUCGGACCAAGAAUUCUUUGUUUCUACAGAAGUCUCUACGGGCUCCUGUGAACUCAGGCUCUCCACAUAAUUUGCUGUGCUUCACGGAGAUCUCCACAAUGGUGAAAACUCCAAAAGUCUCGGGACAUCUCAUAAUCUCGCGUAAAAGCGAAAUACGGAAGUAAGACAUGGCAUUUUUGGGCAUAAUUAAAGCUAGUCUUAGGUAUUUGCUUUUAUUGAAGUAGUGUGAAUUUAAACUCAGGAACAUUUUUUUUUUACACUGUAGACACGUAGCGUGUCGAAUUGAAUUAAUUGUUCUAUGUUCUCUCAAUUGUUUAAUAGAUAGGCUGUGCAUGCUUCUCUUUAUUCCUACUAACAUACUUAAUUCUCUUAUUAUACAUCUUGACCGCAUCAAGAUUUCAGUGGAUUCAGUAUUGUUAUAAGCUAGUGAAAUUAGCCUACGGCUAAUUCUUUUGUCCCAUUAGCCUCCAGGGCUAAGGGUAUUGUCUCAAGGGAACACGUGGCGGUCCUCCCCCCACACUCACAAACACACCUUGGUUAACUACACAGAGCUAGUCUUUUGUCUCCAACACGUGGCGGUCCUCCCCCCACACUCACACAAACCUCUUUUGUUUUAACUCCACGAGGUAGGGUCCUUGGGCCUUAGCUAGCCACACGGCUAAUUCUUUUGUCUACCUAGCAAUAUAAAGCUAAUCUCGGCCUCACCACAUGGUCAAACACACCUCAGUUAGCAUCCCACGCUAGCUUCUUUCUUUUGCUAGGCCAUAGGCCUAACCACGUGGUCAACUCCUCCCCCACAAACACACGUGGAGUUAGCUACAAGAGCUAACCCUUUUUGUAGGCCACACCCAAGGUCUCUCUCUCACACACACACAAACAUAUCUUACUAAGCACACAAAGCUAAUCUUUUGUCUUCUGCUCAGGCCAUAGGGCCUUUCACACACACACACACACACACACACACACACACACACACACACACACACAUCUCAUGAAGUAUAUAUCAUAUUUGUAUAUUCCAUCUGCUAUUAUCCAUUUUUUAUCUUUAUAAUAAAUUCAUUUAUUAUUGAAA
Messenger RNA from Neoarius graeffei (lesser salmon catfish), 2169 nucleotides. Its product is annotated as tripartite motif-containing protein 16-like. NCBI's taxonomy places the organism in Eukaryota, Metazoa, Chordata, Actinopteri, Siluriformes, Ariidae. Bases 35 to 613 code for a protein of 192 amino acids. The transcript has a single exon. Gene Ontology annotation, molecular function: protein binding. The record is from RefSeq and is a predicted model, not a curated record.